AUGUCUGCCUUUGACCUUCUCAAAAGCUUCUUUGUAUACUCUGAUCUCGAGAAACGCUUGCUAGAAGAUUAUGGCGAUCCUCCAUUGAUUGUUAAACAUUCACAGAUCCGCAAGAUCUCAGUCCCUCUCGAACAAACAUCUUCUACAUCAUCUACAACUACAACAACUACAACUACAACUACAAAUAACUCUCCAGUAAAACCAUCCACCCAACUAACACUCAACCUCCGAGUCGUUCAUAUCCGCCAUUAUCGUGGCCAUAAAUUACCACCAUUACCACUCGUUCUCUGCCUUCAUGGCCUCGGAGGCCAACUCAACCAGUUCCAUGACCUCAUCGACCACCUUACACACUUUGCCGAAGUAGUAGCUUUCGACUUACCAGGACACGGCCGCUCUCAGGCCCCCACAGAAUGGGCCGCUUACACACCUGAAUUUCUCACACGCACAGCACUCGCAGUACUUCAAGCUACUGCUGACGAGCCUGGCCGAGAAGUGGUAAUUCUCGCUCAUUCUAUGGGGUGCAUGCUUGCCACUGCUGUGGCACGCGCACUCGGAAUUAGAUGUCUGGGAAUCAUAGCCAUUUGUCCACCAGUCGAUAUAGAACCUGGAUUGGCAGCUCUUCAACCUAAGCUGGGGUAUAUGCCCACAUGGAUGUUCACAGUGUUCCGUAAUAUUGAUAAGCUGGGUGGACUGACAUCGCCAUCAGUAGAGCGCAUGAUCUCGCCACACACCAAGGGUACCAAGGAAUCGCAGACAGUACGCGAAAAACAGCUACGGUGGAAUCUUCAAGUCAAUGCAGUUGCAUGGAUGAAAACAGCAUACUACCUACGGGCAUCAACUAAAGAAGACUGGGCUAAAGUCGAGUGUCCUGUUCUAUUGAUUGGUGCAGAAGAUGAUGCAGUCACACCUCCAGGAAAUGUAAAAACCAUUGCUUCAUGGCUUGGUCCAAAGGCCCGUAGCACAAUGUUACACCCAGCAGUGGCCCCCAAGGAAGCGAUUGAGGCACUUCCAAUGAAUGCCGGUAAAGCAGCUCAAGAAACAGACGAGCCCAUUUCAUCAAGCUCUUCAGACGCAUCUUCAUCUUCUCCAGUUGUGACUCCUAAGGACGAUAAUGAAGAAGAACCUAUUGAACCUACAAUUCUACACGAUGCCGGACACAUGUGUCUUGUGGAGAAACCUGAAGUUGUUAGUGGAUUGAUUUCGGAUUUUAUAGCCAAAUAUGUGGACGUGAAACUUUCGCUCGGAUGGCAGCUGGCGUUUCUUGCGUCUAAGAAAGACAAGUGGAGUUUAAAAAAUGAAAACAAGUGGCGGCAAGUGGAAGCAGUGAGCGACUUGAUUGAAGGAACACAUUUCCGAGCCAUGAAGACUCUACGGCAGGAUGAUGCAGAACAUUCACCUUCUCGUGUGGAAGCUUUGUACCCUGACAUUACUGACAUUAUUGACAUUUCACGCGAAACGCCACCUUAUGACCCAUCAACAUUCACACAUAUUGUAUACCAUAAAUUCCCCACGGUCUCGAAACUUCCACCAUCGCGCGAUGAAGUAUCAAGAUACAUUGCACUGGUUGAUAAUAUUUUGCAGCGUAACCCUGAUGCAGUUAUUGGCACACAUUGUCAUUACGGGUUUAAUAGAACAGGAUUUUUCCUGUGUUGCUAUAUGAUUGAACGGCUAGGGUUUACAAUUAAAAAGGCGCUACUGGCGUUCCGCAAUGCACGUAACCCUGGAAUUAAGCAUUCACAUUUUAUUGAUGAGUUGUAUGUGCGAUAUGAACUGUGA
This is a messenger RNA of Magnusiomyces paraingens, 1776 nucleotides long. RefSeq lists its product as uncharacterized. Gene Ontology annotation, biological process: dephosphorylation. The record is from RefSeq and is a predicted model, not a curated record. The coding region runs from base 1 to 1776 and encodes 591 amino acids. Gene Ontology annotation, molecular function: phosphatase activity. The transcript has a single exon. NCBI's taxonomy places the organism in Eukaryota, Fungi, Ascomycota, Dipodascomycetes, Dipodascales, Dipodascaceae.